UAUCGUUUUUUAUAAACUGACACAUGUCGCAUUAGAGUGCAAUACUUUUCUCAACAUCUAAAUUGUUUGAUGAGAGAUAGUAAAUGGCAGUAUGAUGCGUCUUGCGACCCAAACGGAUAUGUUCAUUCGAGUUUUCGUACGAUAAAAAAAACACAAUUUCCCAUGAUUCAACGACGAGCGUGUCACGCGGAACAGGGAAGAACCACUAUGAAUAUUGAUACCAUCAUCUCCAAUGGAGGCUGCAGAAGCCAGUUGAUCAUGUGCUAGUGAACCGGUUCAAUCGUUUCACUUGAAAGGAGGUCGGUGGCUGCAGGGCAGGUGGAGGUGGGAGCGGUCGAGGAGGAGGAGGAGGAGGAGGUGGCGGCGGCAUGCGUCUGAGUGGCGGCCGCUGGACGUGGAAGCUUUCCCGCGCCAUGCGGCUGGUGCUACGGCGGUGCCGUGCGUGGCGCCGCGGCCACAAGCAGGGCUGGGGCGGCGGCGGCGCGGGGGAGCUGUGCAGCUACGCCAAGCUGCUGCUCCGCUCCCUGUACUACAACAGCCUCACCAACUCGGACACGCUGCUGGACUGUGCCUUCGAGCCCGUGUACUGGAUCGUUGACAAUGUCACCCGCUGGUUUGGAGUGGCGUUUGUCAGUCUGGUGGUCCUGUUGAUCUCCUCGGUGGUGAUCAUCGUCUACACGUGCGUGCUGCCCGUCAUCCUCAGCACCUACCCGGCCCCCUGGAUAGUCUGGCACCUCUUCUGCGGCCACUGGCUGCUGGUAAUGGUGGUGUUUCACUACUACAAGGCCACCACGACCCAUCCGGGACGGCCACCAAAGGACAAAAGCGACGUUCCGGCGGUGUCCAUCUGUAAGAAGUGUAUCGUUCCAAAGCCAGCCAGGACCCAUCACUGCAGCAUCUGCAACACGUGUAUUCUGAAAAUGGACCACCACUGUCCGUGGCUGAACAACUGUGUUGGGCAUCUCAACCACCGCUACUUCUACUCCUUCUGCCUCUACAUGAUGCUGGCCUGCAUCUACUGCAGCGUCAGCUCCAGGCACAUGUUCACGGAGGCCUACAACGCUAUAGAGGAAUUAUUCAAGCCCUCCCCUCCGUCCUUCACCUUCAGAGAAACCACCGCUCACAAGGCUAUCGUGUUCCUCUGGGUGCUCACCAGCUCGGUGGCGGUGGCGCUGGGGGCACUGACCCUCUGGCACAGCAUCCUCAUCAGCAGAGGGGAGACCAGCGUGGAGCGCCACAUCAACCGCAAGGAGAUCCGGCGGCUCAGGGAGCUGGGCAAGGUCUUCAGAAACCCAUACCACCACGGCCCAUUAACCAACUGGAAGAUCAUGUUUAGCGUGGAGAAGCCCAGUGACUGGGUGACACGGGUGCUCCUGCCUUCCAGCCACCCCCCCAUUGGGGACGGGAUCACAUGGGACUGCGUGUACACCAGGAAGGACCCCAUGGCUAUCUGACCCUUCAUGGAUCAAUAGUUUCUGCGUCAAGAUCUAGCCGUGUCCAGGCUCCAGCUGAACCUCCAUCAUCUUACUGACUUAUGGGGGACAGGAGAACUUCCAGAUACAUUCCUUUGUUUUCUUUUCUCUGACUUAUGUUGUUCAGUUGGCUUCUGUCCAACACCAGCAACCGACUCUCAAGUUGCAGAUGAAGGAUUCUGAUGAUCCCCUUUGCUUCUGAAGCUGCAUCAGUACAUCAUGUUAGGGCUUCUUCAUCCUCCUUAUCGCCUUUACAUCGGUCUAAAUGAGAUCCAAACGUUGAUGGAGUCAAGGUUUAGUUUUGAGGAGGUCGUUUCUCAGAGCAAACCUAGUAGGAAUGUUGGGGGUGUGCGCCCGGGUGGUUCCUGCUGGAAUUUUGACGUUUAUGGUUUUGUCAAAUUUGUGUCGGUUUUUGCUUAGUUUGAUGCCCCACAUUUCCUUCUUUUAUAUCCUGUUCCCUAAACCUUAUUUGCUUUAAAAAGGAUCAGGUUUAAAUUGUAAUUUAUUCUUUACAUUCACACCUGGAAUGAGCACCUUUCAGUGCUUUCCAGUUGGCUUGUCCACCAGCUUUAUUCUUUGUUCCAUUAACAUAAAAUUGUACUUUUUUAUUUGGGCUCAGCCCUGCUAAGCAAGCAGUUGUAUUGUUACGUUGGUCGUCUGCCAUUAGGGUUCAUGACCACCACUGGUUUGGAUCUACAUGGUGCCAAAAAGACUUACCGCAAAACUGUGGAGACUGCUCAGAGAAAGGUCAACUGGAAGACCUUUCUGAAGAUCAAACGGUGACCCAUGCUAUGAUACUUGCAGAGUGAUUCUAUUUGUUAAAAACAAAUGCUAGAGCUUUACAAUGCAAGUCAAGGACCAUUGUUGUAAAACAUGCAUUUUAACGUAGUUUAGAGUUCCUGUUAGAUGUGAAUAUGAGUCUUUGCCUUGUGAAAAUGGCCAGCCUUGAAGGGGACUUUGAUAAAUGGAGUAACUGCAUAUCAGCAUGGCGAGUAUUCCCCUUGGUUGCCAUAGUGAAAGUGGUUUUAUCAACCAUUGAGAGCUGUGCUCUCCAUUAAUUGAUUUUUUUUUUUUUUAUAAAGGAAAACUUCACUUUUGAGUGCAAUUGAUUAAAGUGUAUUUAAGCUUUGUAGAAUUAAAAUGAAAAACAUUUUAUACCAAUUACAAAAAAAAAAGUUUAAUAACAUGUUAAUCAAACAUUUUAAAUAUCAUCCAUGGAGUUAUUCAGUGUGAGGUACACAGUUAGCUGACCUUAUUGAAAUGCAAUCGCAUUGAGCCGCCUCACCCUCAUCUCUUCAAACACUGGUGAAUCCUACUUCCUGUUUGCAUCUGUUCAAUGUUAAUACUUGGUUUACAUAUACGCACUGCAGCUGGCUUGAAAAAAAAAAUACAUUAAAGAUGUUUUUGUAAUCAAAUCGAUUGACUGAAGUGCUCACGGUUUGGCAUUUGUGAUUUUUAAGACGUGUGUACUGAGACCAGAGGGUCUGGCGGGAUAGAAUAUGCGUGUUAUAUUAAAGAGCCUUGUUUUGUGCCAUUGCCUCAAGUGCUCCUUUGAGACGUUCAAGUUA
Molecule: messenger RNA, 3040 nt
Organism: Gadus chalcogrammus (walleye pollock)
Lineage: Eukaryota; Metazoa; Chordata; Actinopteri; Gadiformes; Gadidae
Gene: zdhhc16b
Product: zinc finger DHHC-type palmitoyltransferase 16b
Exons: 10
Coding region: 369-1454 (361 amino acids)
Biological process (GO): protein palmitoylation
Cellular component (GO): Golgi apparatus
Molecular function (GO): palmitoyltransferase activity
Source: RefSeq, a predicted model, not a curated record